Tribolium castaneum (red flour beetle) is the source of this 1774-nucleotide messenger RNA. RefSeq names its product 5' nucleotidase A (gene Nt5a). The record is from RefSeq and is a predicted model, not a curated record. NCBI's taxonomy places the organism in Eukaryota, Metazoa, Arthropoda, Insecta, Coleoptera, Tenebrionidae. Gene Ontology annotation, molecular function: 5'-nucleotidase activity. The coding region runs from base 289 to 1704 and encodes 471 amino acids. The transcript is spliced from 2 exons.
UGUUUGACUCAUUCCCGCCGUCUUUCAAAUUGCGCGCACUACCAACCUCAAUUAUCAAGAUCGGACCGUUAGGAUUUUACCCGUUUUUGACGUUUUACAAGCACAUAACAAGUGGCCCAGUUUAAAAACUUUUGGCGGGAAUUCCCCUACCUUUCAAACAGAAAAGUGUCAACAAAGUCAGCUGUUGUCAAGUACGAUUUAACAGCUGUUAAUGUUGUUAUGAUGUAAUUUAGCCGAAAACUAAUAGUCGAGCAUUUGAACAACCUUCCGGGCCGGAAAACUAGCGUAAUGACAAUUUUGGGAACCCGAGCACACGUUGUCAAUACUAUUUUUAGAAUUUGGAGUAGUGGCAAUAGGAAAUUUUCACACACCCACGGUACUUUAGGCUUAUCUUAUCCAAAUAAAAAAUCUUUCAUUUACCUACGUAAGAGUGAGCGCUAUACCUCAACCAUGUUCAGUGAGAAAUCAAAGUCUUUGACCGGGUUUAAAUUCACCGACUAUGACUGCAUUGGCUUUGACCUGGACAACACUCUAUCCCGGUACAAAGUGGGCGCAAUGAUUGAAAUGGAGUACGAUAUCAUGGCCAAGUUCCUGGUGGAGAAAAAGGGCUACUCAAAGAAACACCUAUACAAGCCCUUCGACCACAACUUCAUCCUCCGAGGCCUAAUUGUGGACGACGAAAACGGCAACAUCUUGCGCAUAGCCCCCGACGGUUACAUCCUACAGGCCGCCCACGGCACCAAAAUGCUCCAAGACGAAGAAAUCGAAAAAUACUACCCCAGACGCCACUGGGAAAUCUCCGAUCUCUUCGUCCAGGACCCCCUCACCACCUGGAACGGCCCCUAUUCGGAAAAAAUGCGCACACUGCUCGACUAUUUCGACAUCGCCUCAAGCCUCAUCUUCGCGCGGGCCAUCGACGCUGUCGACGAACAAAAGGGGCAAAAGACCGGCAAAUACGAAGUGUGGCUGGACAUCCAGGCCGCCCUGCAAGACAUGUUCAACCGCGACAACUUCCAAACAGGGGCCGGCCUCUAUUUCGAAAAAAUGAAAGCGAACCCCGAAAAGUACUACUACAAGUGCAGCGACAAGUUACUUAACUGGCUGAAACUCUUAAAAAAGCAAAACAAAUCGCUGUUUCUCUUGACCGGGUCUCACGUGGACUUCGCGUCGCACACGGCGACAAACACCGUGGGGCCCAACUGGCGCGACUACUUCGACAUCGUCGUGUGUUUCGCGAAAAAGCCCGGCUUUUUCACCUUGAAACGCGACUUUUUGAAGCUGGACGGGGUGCACGAAGGCCCCGCUGUGAAGCUGGACCAGCUGGAAAUCGGCGGCAUGUACACGCACGGCAACUGGACCGACCUGCACAAAUUCCUAACGAAACACUUGAAAAAGGACAAUCCGAAAUUCCUCUACAUUGGGGACAAUCUAGUGCAGGACAUUUACACUCCGCAUAUCCAUUCCCAUUGUGAUACGGUGACGGUGUGCGAGGAGCUGGAGGCCGAGGGGGUGCAGGGCUACCACGAGCGGCACCCCGACCAACACUUCCUCGUCUCCACGUUCUGGGGCUCCUACUUCACCUGCAAUAAAGCUGACACGAACUGGGCGUUCCUCAUGAAGAAGCACUCGAAGUUGUGUGUCCCUAGCCUUGAAUACGUCGCUUCCUUACCCAUUGACCACGAAUAUGAAGCCAGCGAUGUUUGAGUUAUUUUAAAGCAAUUCGUUAUUUCGUUCUAUUUGUUGUUUGUAGUCAAAAAUAAAUUUAUUUUGCAAA